AUGAGAUUCAGCACGGUUUCUUUUCUUCUACUCGCCGGCUGUAGCACGGGUAUCCCUCAUGAGAUCCGUGGUGGUGCUGGAGGCCAUCCCGAGAAGCCUUUGGGGAGGACAGCGAAGAGGUCUACUGACCUUCAAGUUGAUGCUUCCCGGGCUCUUACGAUUCGAAGCGAUGGCCAUGGCGACCCAAUCGACGGGACACAAGAGGAGGACAUUGACCACGAGGAACUGGAGGAGAUAGAAAUGGGGAAGGGCUUGAAGGGCCGAGCUAUUGAUCCCGAGACUGAUCCCGACUCAGCUCACCUUGUACCACGGGCCAAAGGAGAGAAGGUCAUGCUUGAUCAGAUCACAAACUCACGAUACAAGAAGCCGCACGCCGAGAUUGCCCUCAUUCAUGCUUACAACAAAUACCGAAAGCCAUUGCCGAAUAAGGAGCUCAAGAAGAUUGCCGAUCAUGAACAAGCCCUUGUGAAGAACAAGCUUGGAUUGAAGGGCACUGCAGCAGCGACACCUCCCCAGUACUACGACUCGCAAUACGUAGUCCCUAUUCAGAUUGGUAGUCCACAGCAGACAACCUACGUGAACUUUGAUACCGGCUCAUCUGAUCUCUGGGUCUUUUCUACCGACACGUACCAACCUGAUCAGGCGGGCCAUAUUCUCUACAAACCAGACAAGUCCAAGUUAUCCAAGCGACUGAAUGGCGAGACAUGGAGCAUCAAGUACGGCGACGGCACUGGUGCCAGCGGAAUCGUUUACCAGGAUAGAGUGCGAGUCGGAGGGACCUAUGUCAACAACAUGGCUGUGCAGUCUGCUACUGAAGUGUCUGACGGCAUUGCUUCAGACAAGUUUGCUCAUGGAAUCCUGGGUUUGGCCAUGUCGAGUCUCAACACUGUCCGACCUACUCCUCAAAAGACCUACUUUGACCGAGUACAGGACGCCUUGGACGUCCCCAUCUUCACUGCCAAUCUGCAAAAGGGCAUGGCUGGAAACUACAACUUUGGGUACCUCAACCAAAGUGAGUACUACGGAUCUGUGGGUUUUGUUUCUGUGAAGAAGGACAGCCCUUGGUGGCAGAUCACCGUCGAGGGCUUCCGUGUCGCUCAGGGUGCACCGUGGCACAAGUACAAGUACUCGGCUAUUGUCGAUACCGGUACCACUCUUCUUCUCUUGCCCGACUACCUUGUCAAGUUCUACUACAAGAAGGUCAAGGGCGCCUACAUCGACAAUGACUAUGGUGUUUGGGUCUUCCCGUGCACAGCCAAGCUUCCCAGCUUCUACUUUGGCUUUGGCAAUUAUCGCGGCAAGGUCCCCGGCCAUUACAUCAAUUAUGGUCGUCUUACUUCAACGGUUUGCUACGGUGGCAUCCAGACCUCGGAGGGUAUUGGGUUUGCCAUCCUGGGAGACAUUCUCCUCAAGGCUCAAUUUGUCGUUUUCGACCUCAAGAAGAACCGAGUAGGGUUUGCCAACAAAAACACAGUCAAGGAGUGA
Messenger RNA from Fusarium poae, 1485 nucleotides. RefSeq lists its product as uncharacterized. NCBI's taxonomy places the organism in Eukaryota, Fungi, Ascomycota, Sordariomycetes, Hypocreales, Nectriaceae. Gene Ontology annotation, biological process: proteolysis. The coding region runs from base 1 to 1485 and encodes 494 amino acids. The transcript is spliced from 3 exons. The record is from RefSeq and is a predicted model, not a curated record. Gene Ontology annotation, molecular function: aspartic-type endopeptidase activity.